Syngnathus acus (greater pipefish) is the source of this 2379-nucleotide messenger RNA. Its product is annotated as core histone macro-H2A.1. The record is from RefSeq and is a predicted model, not a curated record. NCBI's taxonomy places the organism in Eukaryota, Metazoa, Chordata, Actinopteri, Syngnathiformes, Syngnathidae. Gene Ontology annotation, molecular function: structural constituent of chromatin; DNA binding; protein heterodimerization activity. The transcript has 9 exons. Gene Ontology annotation, cellular component: nucleosome. Bases 318 to 1427 code for a protein of 369 amino acids.
GGUAUUAUCAUUUCUUCCAGUAUGUCGGUUGUCAUAAUUACAUAAGAAUUCCCUUCUUUCUGCUGUGCCGUUCUUGCUUUGUUGUUGUUUUCGGUCCAAGAAGCAAACGGAAGCCGCGGGUGUCGUGGGGGGCGGGCUGAACCGGCUGCUUUCCCGCUGAGUGGCGUCGUUGGGCGGCCGGCAGCUCUCAGCUCAUCUCACUGUGGAUUGUGGGAGUCGACGUUCGACCAAGCGCCAGCUACAGCCAAACAGCGACAUUUUUACGCCCUUGCACUCGCCCUUUUUUUUCACGAGCGUCAGCGGACUCGUUGGGAAGCAUGUCGAGUCGAGGAGGCAAGAAGAAGCUGACCAAGACGUCACGCUCCACCAAGGCGGGCGUCAUCUUCCCGGUGGGCCGCAUGCUGCGCUACAUCAAGCGCGGGCUGCCCAAGUACCGCAUCGGCGUUGGCGCGCCCGUCUACCUGGCGGCCGUGUUGGAGUACCUGACCGCCGAGAUCUUGGAACUUGCAGGCAAUGCGGCCCGAGACAACAAGAAGGGUCGCGUCACGCCAAGACACAUCCUACUCGCCAUCGCCAAUGACGAGGAACUCAACCAGCUCCUGAAGGGUGUGACCAUUGCGGCGGGCGGCGUCCUGCCCAACAUCCACCCCGAGCUCCUGGCUAAGAAGCGCGGCGCCAAAGCUAAGCUGGAGACGCCCCUGUCGCCCGCCCCGGAGAAGAAAGCCAAGCCGGCCAAGAAGCCGCCCGGCAAGAAGGCGGUCGGCAAGAAGGGCGCCGGCAAGGCCAAGAAACAGGGCGAGGCCAGCAAGACGGCGUCGGCCGACAGCACCACCGAAGGCUCGCCGGCCGACAGCUUCACCGUCCUGUCCACCAAGAGCCUCUUCCUGGGUCAAAAACUCAACCUCAUCCACAGCGAGGUCAGUAACUUGGCUGGCUUUGACGUAGAGGGGGUCAUCAACCCCACCAACGCCGAACUUGAGCUAAAAGACGAUCUAGGUGCUGCCCUAGAAAAGAAGGGCGGCAAGGAGUUAAGUGAAGCUGUGCUGGAGGUCAAGAAAAAGAACGGGCCGCUGGAUGUGGCUGGUGCCGUAUUGACCGCCGGCUUCGGCCUUCCCGCCAAGUACGUCAUCCACUGCAACAGCCCGGCAUGGGGCUCGGACAAGUGUGAGGAGAUGCUGGAAAAGACUGUGAAGAACUGUCUGGCGUUGGCCGACGAGAAGAAGCUCAAGUCAGUGGCCUUUCCGUCUAUCGGCAGCGGAAGAAACGGGUUUCCCAAGCAGACGGCGGCCCAGGUGAUCCUGAAGGCCAUCUCCAGCUACUUUGUGGCCACCAUGUCGUCCACCAUCAAGACGGUUUACUUUGUGCUCUUUGACAGCGAGAGCAUCGGCAUCUACGUGCAGGAAAUGGCCAAACUGGAGGCCAGUUAAAAGCUUUGCUUAUCCUUUUGUUUCCUUGCGAGACCAGGCGAAUCUUUCGAAACAGCCCGCAACUUGUUUUUACGUUACCUUUGUAUUUUUUCCUAUCUGGUUUUUAAUUUUCCUAAAAAAAAAAAAAAAGAAAUUAUUUUCCAGACACACUGAGCUGACCUUUGAACGCAAACAGUGUGGACUAGAUAAGAAAAGAGGGUUUCGUUUUCUGAAACGGGUAUAUGCAUGUUAACAGCAGUAUUGAUAGUGACUUAAGAAAAAGAAAAAAAAAAGUUCACCUUAGUUUUCAUCGCGCUCGUAAUCGUGCGUGUGUCUUGCCCCGUUUCUGCCAGGGAAACUUAAGUUAGCUUUUUUUGUGUUGUUGGAUUUCUUUGUGCUUUGCAAAGAACCUUUUUUAAUUUCACUCCAAAAAGAGGAGAAAUUACGUACAAACCGACUGUUCCUAACAAUCAGGUUCAUCUGCAGUUUUUUUGUUUUGUGAGCAGGGCACUGUUGGUUCCUGAAGUUGUCUUUCUAUCAAUGUUUCUAGAUGGAGUCUUUGUGGAAAAGUUCUAGUUGAAAAUAACAUAGCUGGUUAUGUUGUAUUUUGAAUUUGCACAUCCUAAAAAGGCACGGGUUCAUUUGGAAGCCACCCGCGGCACACGUUGUUCUUUAUGUAUGUUUGUGUUUUGUCCCCAUUAAGCCGUACAAAGCAAAAAUUUCAAAGAACUGAAGUUAGAGGUGGCGUAACUGCUGUAGCCGCUAGGUGGCGCACUACGAUCAGGAAUGGUUGAGUACUCUUGGAAUUUGGUUUUCAUGGAUGUAAACUGUCGAAAAUAAUUUUCCACUUUCUUACGAUAAUUGAGAGGGGAAAUGCUUUCUAAAGAAAUACUAUGUACAUUUGCUGACUACAUACAAAAAAAUUAAUCUGUACACACUCGAAUAAUAAACUAUCUUUGAAAACACCCCAAAA